Molecule: messenger RNA, 1655 nt
Organism: Carassius gibelio (silver crucian carp)
Lineage: Eukaryota; Metazoa; Chordata; Actinopteri; Cypriniformes; Cyprinidae
Exons: 4
Coding region: 377-994 (205 amino acids)
Source: RefSeq, a predicted model, not a curated record
CGUCAAUACGUCUUCGUAGUUUGACGUCACUGCAAGUGAACACCAAUGAUACACCUGAAUGAGCGCAAGAGAGAGAGAGAGAAACACCUGAAUGGGCGUGGUUUUCUAUAGUUGGGCUGUGUUACCUGUAGCGACGUUUCUCUUCACUCUUUCAAGCACCGCUAAGCUGGGCAGAAAAAAAACCCCAGAUAGGAAUUAACUUGUUUUAAUUAAAAUAUUUUUACAAAUCUGUGUUAAUAUCACGGAGAACACAGAGCCUGCUCUUCAACAUAAUGCUAAAGACUUGUAGGUGUUAGUUUCAGCGACAGGUAACUCUGAUCAUCUGUACACCUGCACGCGAAAGACAGUUUGUGAGUGUCCGGUCCAGUCCUUCAUCAUGAAGUUUCCUGCACUGCUGUUGGCUUUUUUCUUUGUGUGUAGUCUGGGUAUCGCUGGCUACAUCCAUUCCAAACGGAAACAGGAGGUGCAAAUGAGUAAACAGGCUUCAUUUCAAGAUAUUAAGUUCAGAGUGACCAGAGAUGUUCUGGAAGAAUACAAGGAUCAGCUGAUCCAAGGAAAUAUACUGCUAAAUAAGACUAAAACAGAGGUGGACAUUCUAACCAAAGAUGUGUCCGUAGCCAAGACAUUUGCAGAGAAGAAAAAAGGUGACGUUGAUACAUGUAAAGGUGACAAGAAACGAUUAACAGAUGAAAUUGCUGCUGGAGAGUCAGAGAAGAAACAUGUCGAAAGUGAGUUUGUCAAGGAAAAGUCUCAUUGGGCAACAGAGGUUGAUUCUCUACAAAAUCAACUGGUGCAGCUGAGCACACUUUGCAAGUACAUCGACAAGACCUCUGAGGAGGGAAGGAAAAUGUGUAACAUUACCCAAGAGCCACAACAGCCAGAGGCAAAGCCUAAGGAAUCACAAGCAGAAAAACCCAAGGCAGAGGAACCCAAUGCAGAACAGCCGAAACCUGAGGAACCAAAAGCUGAACAGCCAAAAGCAGAUGUACAGUGAAGAAAAACUGAGUGGAUGAGUGUGUGUGUUAGGAAAAUGGAGAACAAUACCACAUCAGCGUCAGCUGGAGAACUGUAUUUGAUGAUUAACUAACCUGAAACUCUUGCUUGGGUUGAUCUCCAGCAUUCCACAGGCAUCACUUGAAUGAGACACUUUGGGCUCAAGGUUUGACUGACAAUGUCAUAUGUGUGGUCUGUCAUAAUGCAAAUAAUUGUGUUUAAGGAAUAUGGGAUAAUGCAUGUAUCAAUCAGUUACAAUUUGAUGUCAACUUUACCCACAAUAAAAUGAUGAAAUUUAUGGGAAACAUUUUUUUUUUUUUCAGGAAAAAAAAGAGUGUUAGGUUUAUUUGCCUUCUGGGAGUGUUUGACUUUUUUUUAUAGUUCUUUAUUUUUUCCUCCCUGUAAUUUAUGUUCCCUGUGAUAGUGUCAUUCUGACCCUCCCUCAGGCUCAUGCAUACGUCCCGUUUGUAUCGACCAAUGGGAAAACUCUGACCCUCUCACUGUCACUCCUAAUCAUCGUCACUCUGUUACCCCGGUUACUAUUGUUAUGCAGUCAUGAAGUUCAAAGAACCUCUUGUGCUUCUUUGUUAUAAAUUUUGGUUUUAUUCUGAAAUAUUGUGAUUUAUGAUGGAAAAUAAAAAUAAAGUCAGAGUACGGUUGGA